Hyalella azteca is the source of this 937-nucleotide messenger RNA. It is a transcript of the gene Coa8, whose product is annotated as cytochrome c oxidase assembly factor 8-like. The transcript is spliced from 3 exons. Gene Ontology annotation, cellular component: mitochondrion. Gene Ontology annotation, biological process: intrinsic apoptotic signaling pathway. The record is from RefSeq and is a predicted model, not a curated record. The coding region runs from base 71 to 649 and encodes 192 amino acids. NCBI's taxonomy places the organism in Eukaryota, Metazoa, Arthropoda, Malacostraca, Amphipoda, Hyalellidae.
UGUCCGAUUCGCCGGCUGUCGGUGCUUCACACAAUUUUUAUGAGAUUAGUACCUAUAAUUUUAUUGCAGAAUGGUGCUCUUUCGCCUUUUUAGAGUAAUACCUAGCGUCCGUGUUUCCUCAAAAGAUGUGAGAACUGACUCGGCAAAGAAAGGGACGUUGAAAACAUUCUUGAUUAGAAAUAUAUCUUCUUCAAUAGCGUUACAAGGCCUUGACCACAAGACAGUGGUGCAAGCUGUCCAGAGACAAGAAGAUAGAGAUUACGUUGGUCCUCCACAUCCUGUGUCCAAGUUGCGUCCAGUGCUUUAUUGUACUGCAAAACAAGAGACUCCAUUGCAAGCUGCUCACCGUACUUCUCUUCUUGAGACUCAAAGCUGGAACCAAAACUAUUGGCUGCAACACAAUACUGCAUUUGAGAAAGAGAAACAAGCAUUCAUAACCAAGAAGUUAUCAGAAAAAUACUCCAUAGCUUCAAGACAUGGCAAUGAGGAUCAGCUCACUCUAACAUCUGAAGAGAUGGCUGAAUUCUACAAGCAAUUUUUAGAUCAGAACUUUGACCAGCACAUGCAAUACAAUCGAGAAUGGUAUAAGAGAAAUUUUAAGCACAUUAUUAUGGCUGCUAAAGUGUGGAUUGAGAGCAAAAGAAGAUAGCUAAUGUUUCUUAUUCAUUCAAUAUUAUGAUUAUUUUAAGUCAAUUAUAUUGUUGGAGAGGGAGAAAAUCAUAGUUGGAGUAUCUGUUGCAGAAAUAUUAUUAAGAGUAAUUUUUAAGAUUGUUAUUUUAUCUGAAGCUUGUCUGCAUCAUUUAUUUACCGCAAUAUGAUACCUAUUCAUCAAGUCUGAACCUUGAAACCACCUCAUCAUAAGUUCCAUUUACGCAAGUUUUAAAAAAUAAUGGACUAUGCAAAACGAGUAAAACCAUCAUCCACACUGGGCAAGUUU